GGACUAGUGGUGGCUCGCUCUCUGUGGGGGUAACAUCCGUGCGUCCUGGUGUCCGACACAUUACUAUGGUGUCCAACUGAGUUACCAAUAAGUUUAUGGUGUGGACAAUCACAGUAAUGUUUUCUCAUAGAAAAAAACUUUUAUCUUGAUCCAAAGUGUAAAGUGUAAGAUAAAUUGGUGUCCCUUAAGAGCAAGAUAAGUGAAACUCCUCGUGUGUGGGAGACAGGCAAGUGAACUUUAGUGAUGCCGCCGCCCGCGCACCUCCAGUUGCCUGUGGGGGAGGGCAGCGACCCGGAGUUCUCUGACGACGAGAACUCCCCCCUCGGUCAAGACAUCUACGGCGGGAGCCGACGGUCCGUGCAAGAGACGAAAGCAUGGGAUGUGUUCCGCACAGUACCGCCCUCCACCAGCUCACUCUCCGAAGACAGCCAGAAGUUCCUCGAACUCACCAUCAAAUGUCUCAAGGUGUUCACGUACUUGUUGACGUUCGGGAUUGUGCUGGCGUCUGGCGUCAUCACCAAGGGCCUCGUCCUUCUCAUGACCUCGCAGCUCAAGAAGACUAAGAAGCUUCCCAUCUGUGCUAAAAGCUCUGUUGGCCUAUCUAGCGAGAAGGAUUACAUCGCUACAAUACCUGAGGAGGAGAAUGUUGUAUGGGCCUGGAUACUGUUCUUCUGUUUCAUCGUCCCGGAGCUGGGCACUUGGUUCAGGUCCACCCGUAUGUGUGUGUUCAAGUCAUGGAAGAAGCCGUUACUUGGGGACUUCUUCGUCGUGUGGUUCUUCGAGACGCUGCACACAGUGGGCACCAGCCUCCUCGUGUACCUGGUGCUACCUGACCUGGACGUCAUCAAGGGUGCCAUGCUUACCAACUGUGUCGCCUUCAUGCCCGGCCUGUUUGGUCUACUAUCGCGGACGAAGAAGGAUUCUCACGUUUUCCUGAAGGUACUGAUGGAUCUGCUGGCAUUGGCGUGUCAGCUGACAGGAUUCGUGGUGUGGCCCAUCGUGGAGUACGGUAAAGAUCCCAACAGCUGGAGAAUAUGGCUCAUACCCCUGGCCAUCUUCUUCACCUCCUUCGGCUGGUGGGAGAACUAUGUUGACAAGCACUCCAAGUUCACGAUGAUCAAGUACUUCGGGGGGAUCAAAGAGAGGCUGUGGAGGACCCGCUACUUCUGCUAUGUGUUCGUCUCACUGUGGAAGUGUCUCGUCUUCUUCACCGUCAUGGUCAUCUCUAUGAGCACUCGCCUCCAGGACUUCUACGCCAUAUUUGAACUUGGGAAAGCUUUCAGCGGACACAGCAUCAACGUGACGGAGGUGCGGGAGACGUUGCCGGGACAUACAGUACCAGACUUCCCCACUGUGGCUCCGUUGGACAACACCCAGACCAUCAUGUCUACAGACGGCACCCCAGUAUAUGUUUUCCUCAUCCAGGUGUUCACCGCCUGGAUCUGCUAUAUCUUUGGUAAGUUCGCAUGUAAGAUCUGCAUCCAAGGCUUCAGCUUUGCCUUCCCUGUCAACUUGGUCAUCCCUGUGUCCAUCUCACUCCUCAUAACUGCCUGUGGCCUCAGGUUCGACACUGCCUGCUCCUUCAAUGUCAUGCCCCCGUACCUCUUCUGGGAGUGUAAGAACGGAGACAUUCUAAAUGACUUCUUAAACCAUGACUACGCAUGGGUGUGGCUCUUCUGGUUACUCUCACAGACGUGGAUAACAUUACACAUAUGGACGCCCAAGUGUGAGCGUCUUGCCUCCACAGAGAAGCUCUUUGUGACGCCUAUGUACAACUCCCUCCUUAUCGACCAGUCGAUGGCCCUCAACCGACGGCGAGACGACGAAGGUGACGUUAAGACGGAGGACCUCAACCUUAACCCAGAGGAGCACGAGAAUGAGGUGUCGCAGUACUAUGAGACCAUCUCCAUCCACACCGACUCCUCCAACACCAACAAUGCCACCAAGAUCAAGUCGUCUGACCACAUCACCCGCAUCUACGCCACAGCUACUAUGUGGCACGAGAACGAGGAGGAGAUGAUGGAGAUGUUGAAGUCCAUCCUUCGUAUGGAUGAAGAUCAGUCCGCUCGCCGCGUGGCACAGAAAUACCUCAAAAUUGUCGACCUUGAUUACUACGAGUUUGAGACCCACAUUUUCUUCGAUGACGCCUUCGAAAUUUCUGACGACAACGAAGACGAAAAUGUUGUGAACCAGUUUGUGAAGCUUCUGGUGGACCUGAUGGACGACGCCGCCACACACGUCCACCAGACUAACAUCCGUAUCCGCCCUCCCAAGAAGUUUCCCGCCCCUUACGGUGGUCGCCUGGUGUGGACCCUCCCUGGCAAAACCAAGAUUGUCGCUCACUUGAAGGAUAAGAGCAAAAUCCGACACAAGAAGAGAUGGUCUCAGGUGAUGUACAUGUACUAUCUCUUGGGCUUCAAACUGAUGGACCAGCCCAUCUCAGUGGACAGGAAGGAGAUCAUCGCCGAGAACACCUUCCUGUUGACACUGGACGGAGACAUUGACUUCACCCCAAGCGCCGUCGCUCUCUUGGUGGAUUUGAUGAAAAAGAAUACAAACCUGGGAGCUGCUUGUGGACGUAUUCACCCUGUAGGCUCUGGCCUGAUGGUGUGGUACCAGAUGUUCGAGUAUGCCAUUGGUCAUUGGCUGCAGAAAGCAACAGAACAUAUGAUUGGCUGCGUGUUGUGUAGUCCCGGCUGCUUCUCCUUGUUCAGAGGGAAGGCUCUCAUGGACGACAACGUUAUGGCCAGAUACACACUCAAGUCCAGUCAGGCUCGUCACUACGUGCAGUACGAUCAGGGAGAGGACAGAUGGCUGUGCACACUGCUGCUUCAGCGAGGUUAUCGUGUAGAGUACAGUGCUGCCUCCGAUGCCUACACUCACGCCCCAGAGGGCUUUUCCGAGUUCUAUAACCAGCGGCGACGAUGGGUGCCCUCCACCAUGGCAAACAUUAUGGAUCUGCUUCAGGCUUACAAGAAAACUAUCGAAGUCAACGACAACAUCUCUCUACCCUACAUUAGCUAUCAGACUAUGUUGAUGGCAGGUACCAUCCUGGGCCCUGCUACCAUCUUCCUUAUGUUGGUGGGUGCUUUCGUGGCUGCCUUCAGGAUUGCUAACUGGCUCUCCUUCCAGUACAACAUCAUCCCCAUUUUCUUGUUCAUGGUUGCCUGUUUCACCCUCAAGUCUAGCAUUCAGAUCUCGAUAGCUUACGUCUUGACAGCGGUGUACGCCCUGGUGAUGAUCGUGGUGCUGGUGGGCAUGAUCCUCAACUUCGCCGAGGAGGGCUGGAACACCCCGACCGCAAUCUUCUUCCUUUGUACGACCGCUUCCUUUGUUAUAACGGGCCUAGUGCAUCCAAAAGAGAUAUUGUGUCUGCCGUGUGGCUUGGUUUAUUACCUGGUGGUGCCAUCCAUGUACCUGCUGCUCCAGAUCUACUCCUGCUUCAACCUUAACAAUGUCUCCUGGGGCACCCGUGAGGUCGCUACCAAGGCCAAGAAGAAGACCAGAGAGGAAAUAGAAGCAGAACGAAAGGCUGCAGAAGAAGCCAAGAAGAUGAAGAAGAAGGAGGGCUUCCUUGGGUUCCUCCACAGAGAAAAGGAGAAUGAUGAUGAAGGUUCCAUUGAAUUCUCUCUGGCUGGUCUCUUCAAGAUCAUGUGUUGCGUCCAUCCCAAAGUCAAUGAUGAGCGUCAACAGUUGGCCAGCAUUGCCAACUCCCUCGACAUUCUCAAGAAGCGCUUCGAAACAAUUGAGUCCCACAUGGGUAUUGCCCCAAGUGCACGUAGAAGGUCAACCAUGCAGCCCCGUUCAUCCAUCAGGGGAGAUGGUGUCUCCUCUAUCAAUGAAGACAUUGCCAAUGAUUACUCCGACAGUGAGAGUGAGAAGUCUGGACCCAAGGAGGAGCGGGAUGACCUGGUGAACCCUUACUGGAUGGAGGACAAGGCACUUAAGCGUGGAGAGGUAGACUACAUGCCAGGGGCUGAGGUGCAGUUCUUCAAGGACCUCAUUGAGAAAUACCUGUAUCCCCUGAUCAAGAACAGUACUGAGCAGAAAAAAAUGGAGGUUGACUUAAAGGAACUUCGGAAUUUAGCAGUCUUCUCCUUCACUAUGAUGAAUGCUAUCUUUGUUCUUAUUGUCUUCCUGCUCCAACUGAACAAAGACGUUAUCCAUAUCGACUGGCCACUGGGUGUGAAGACCAACAUUACAUUCAUCGAAGCGACCAGCGAGGUGCUCAUCAGCCAAGAAUACCUGCAGCUGGAACCUAUUGGUCUCGUGUUUGUGUUCUUCUUUGCCCUCAUCUUGGUUAUCCAGUUCAUUGCUAUGUUGUUCCAUCGCUUUGGAACCAUCUCGCAUAUCCUCGCCUCUACGGAACUGACGUGCUGCAAUAAGAAAGCAGAAGAUGCUACUGAAGAUGCAUUCAUCCAAAGAAAUGCUGUUGACAUUGUUCGGCAGUUACAAAGACUCAAAGGCAUUGAUGGUGAUUAUGAUAACGAUAGUGUUGAAGGAGGACAACUUGGAAGACGCAAGACCAUCCACAACUUAGAACGGCACAGGCAGAAGAAACAGGCCAUUGGUACUCUUGAUGUGGCCUUCAAGAAACGUUUCUUCAGUAUCUCGGCAGAAGCUGCAGAAAACGGCAUGGACACCGAGACACCCGUGCUAGGAAACAUGCGCCGUCUAAGCAUACGUCGUGAAACCAUGAAGGCUCUAGCUGAGAGACGUGAGACAGUGGUCCAAGAAAGAAGGCAGUCCAAAAUGAUGACAAUGGGAGCAAAGAAGCCACGCACCCGUAUGUCGAUUGCAUCUGAGGUGGACAACCAGCGCGUGUUCACCCCCGGUGGUGGCAAUAUUAAUGACGCAUAUGAAUCGGAUACUGAGCAUUACGGUGCUCCUCCCUCCAUCAGAAGCGCCAUGAGGUACAGGACAGCAGAAGAAAAUAUUCCUUCAAAAAUAUACUCUUAAAAAUACUAAUCAUAAAUUUUAUUGGAAAUUUCUUGAUGUGUAUCAGUCAUCUUCCCGCCUUCUUAUGUGAAGCAACACCAGUUUAUAACUUGCUUCAUCACAACUGUCCACACCCGUCUCACUCUAAGAGGUCCACUCAAUAUGACCCUUUGUAAGUGAGUGUAUUCUCUCUCUCCUAGACAUAUACCACAAGUAUUGCCUAGAUUUCCUCUUCUAGUUUUUUGAGCAAUAUACGUGACAGAUGGAGGAAGUGAACUAGGUACUGGCCUCAAAGUACCUCUGGCUUGAAUGGUACUGUAUUCAUAAUUGUCAUAGAUAAAUGAUAAUGUAUUUUAAUUGUUAGUGCAGUAAACCAGUGAUUCAUGAAGAUUAAAUCUUAAUCCUUUUAUAAAUAUAAUGAUAAUAAUUAGGUGGAGAGGCACAACUGUGAUGAUGCAAUAAGUCAUGAUUUAUGUAUACUAUUGCAGAACAGAUAUUUUACUUUGGUAUUUCUUCUUAUUUCUUGCAACGUUUUAAUGGCUAUAUUGACCUAGAUAUGCAAUUUGUUUUGUAAAAAUAUUUAAAAAAAUCUGAUUUGCAAUUCAUUAUACACAAUGCUUUGUUGAUUUGUAGAAUAUAAUAUUGGGGAACUCUCUAGAUACUUGAUAUUGUUCAACUGUUGUAUUAUGUUUCUAUUGAUUCUUUGUCAUUAGUCGAGUGAUCUGUCUCCCCAUAGAUCCUUCACUCAUCCCUUAUGUGGGCUGCAAUCCUCGGCCAACUCCUGUAAAUGUAAUAUUGUAUAGAAAUGUGUAUAAACAAUAAAAUGUGAUGUUUA
This is a messenger RNA of Homarus americanus (American lobster), 5773 nucleotides long. It is a transcript of the gene kkv, whose product is annotated as chitin synthase chs-2-like. NCBI's taxonomy places the organism in Eukaryota, Metazoa, Arthropoda, Malacostraca, Decapoda, Nephropidae. Gene Ontology annotation, molecular function: chitin synthase activity. The record is from RefSeq and is a predicted model, not a curated record. Bases 244 to 4959 code for a protein of 1571 amino acids. The transcript has 26 exons. Gene Ontology annotation, cellular component: cell periphery; cell septum.